AUGUGCGGCCACAAGCUCGGAAAGCUCCCGCCCCGCCGGUGGCGGUCGGCGGCGGCGGCCAGUCCGCCGGCGGCACGCGAGCACGCCGCACGCACCAUGCGCGCCCUGGCUCCGCUCGCCCUCGCCGCGCUGGCGUUCGCCGCGCCCCCCGACCCCUGCUACGACGACGCCGAGCGGCCCCGCCGCUGCAUCCCCGACUUCGUCAACGCCGCCUUCGGCGCGCCCGUGCUCGCCUCCUCCGUCUGCGGCCGGCGCGGGCCCGAGCGCCUCUGCGACCCGCCCGGAGACCAGCCGCCCGACCAGGCCUGCCGCGUGUGCGACGCCGCGCGCCCCGACCGCCGCCAGCCGCCGCAGCACCUCACCGACCUCAACAACCCGCACGACGUCACCUGCUGGCGCUCCGCCCCCCUGCCGCCCGCCGCCUACGACUCGCCGCCCGACAACGUCUCCCUCACGCUCUCGCUCGGCAAGAAGUACGAACUCACCUACGUCAGCCUGCAGUUCUGCCCGCGCGCCGCCCGCCCCGACUCCGUGGCCAUCUACAAGAGCGCCGACUACGGGCUCACGUGGCAGCCCUUCCAGUUCUACUCCAGCCAGUGCCGGCGCGUGUACGGGCGCCCCAACAAGGCCACGGUGACCGCCGCCAACGAGCAGGAGGCGCGCUGCUCCGACUCGCACCGCCUCGGCGACGCCGGCGGCUCCCGCCUGGCCUUCAGCACGCUGGAGGGCCGGCCCAGCGCCGCCGGCUUCGACACCUCGCCCGUGCUGCAGGACUGGGUCACGGCCACGGACGUGCGCGUGGUGUUCAACCGCCUGCACAUGGUGGCCGAGGGCGACGAGGCGGACGGCAAGCUGCAGGCGGCGGCGGGCACGCAGCACUACGCCGUGUCGGACUUCGCCGUGGGCGGGCGCUGCAAGUGCAACGGGCACGCGUCGCGCUGCGUGCUGGCCAAGGCGGAGGCGGAGGCGGGGGCCACGGGGGCCCCGCAGCUGGCCUGCGACUGCAAGCACAACACGGCGGGCCGCGACUGCGAGCGCUGCAAGCCCUUCCACUUCGACCGGCCCUGGGGCCGCGCCACGGCCCGCGACGCUAACGAAUGCAAAGAAUGCAGCUGCAACGGCCACGCCCGACGAUGUCGGUUCAACAUGGAGCUGUACAAGCUGUCCGGCCGCGAGUCCGGCGGCGUCUGCAUCAAGUGCCGGCACUUCACCGCCGGCCGGCACUGCCACUACUGCCGCGAGGGCUACUACAGAGAUCCUACGAAGAAGAUCACGCACAAGAAGGCCUGCAAACCAUGUGACUGCCACCCGGUGGGCGCGAGUGGCAAGACGUGCAACCAGACGAGCGGGCAGUGCCCGUGCAAGGACGGCGUCACCGGCACCACCUGCAACCGCUGCGCCAAGGGCUACCAGCAGUCCCGGAGCCACAUCGCGCCCUGCAUACGCAUCCCACGCGUGGUGACCGCGGUGCAAGCGAUGGAGGCGGUGGACGGCGAGCCGGGCCGCGCAGCGGAUCAGUGCGGACGGUGCCGCGCCGGCGCACGCACGCUAAACCUCAACAAGUUCUGCAGCCGAGACUACGUCAUAAUGGGCAAGGUGGUCGGUCGCGAGGCGGCGGCGCGCGACGGCGAGUGGGCGCGGCUGACGCUCAGCGUGCAAGCCGUGUACAAGCGCGCGCCGCGCUCGCGCCUGCGCCGGGGCAGCGUCGCGCUCCACGUGCGCGCCAGGGACCUCGCCUGCAAGUGCCCUAAGCUCAAGAUCAACAACCAUAAUGAGCGAGGUGAGCAUGCAAGGGCAGCGUCGCGCUCGCGCUGCACGUGCGCGCCAGGGACCUCGCCUGCAAGUGCCCUAAGCUCAAGAUCAACAAUUAUAAUGAGCAAGCUGAGCGUGCAAGCUGUGUGUAUAAGCUCACGCCUGCGUCGGGGCAGUGUCUCGCUGCACGUGCGCGCCAGGGACCUCGCCUGCAAGUGCCCUAAGCUCAAGAUCAACAAGUCAUACCUAAUCCUAGGAGUGGAAAAAGAAGGCUACGCGACGGGGCUGCCGGGACUGACGGUCGGCGACCGCACGCUGCUGCUGGAGUGGCGCGACGACUGGCACCGCCGCAUCCGCCGCCUGCAGCGCCGCGCCAUCAACUGCCACUAGGCGCCGAGGAUGCCAAGCCUAGUGCCGCUGGCUGUGGGGCAUCUGCCGCUAGAAGCAGGGCGGAGUGACUGCUGUUAGUUGCAGAUUGUUUGCCGCUAGUUACAGGUCGUUUGCAAGCUAUAGCGACUGCCGCUAAUCGUAGAAUAACUUCAGCUAGCAGCGGAAUGUCAGCUGCAAGACAUUAAGUGACUGCUGCUAGUAACAGGAUGCUUGUGGCUGUAGGGUAGCUGC
Ostrinia nubilalis (European corn borer) is the source of this 2373-nucleotide messenger RNA. It is a transcript of the gene NetA, whose product is annotated as netrin-3-like. NCBI's taxonomy places the organism in Eukaryota, Metazoa, Arthropoda, Insecta, Lepidoptera, Crambidae. Bases 1 to 2142 code for a protein of 713 amino acids. The transcript has 10 exons. Gene Ontology annotation, molecular function: protein binding. The record is from RefSeq and is a predicted model, not a curated record. Gene Ontology annotation, cellular component: basement membrane. Gene Ontology annotation, biological process: motor neuron axon guidance; tissue development; dendrite development.